CAACCCAUCUUGUCAGAACAUGUCUGAGGGGCUUGGCUUCUUUUCCGCGGAGAAAUGUAUUUUCCCAAAGCUACACCAUGCUCCAUGAAUCUUUUCCCACCGUCCUGGAUGCAAGUGAUAAUCCUGGGCAUGAACUAUUUCCAUCUUCUCUUGAACCAUUUCCAUCUUCUCUUGCUCUUGGGCACAGAAAGAUCCACAGGAAGCAGUGUGGGAUCAGGAGCCACAUAGUGAGCAUAAUAGAGGUCAACUUUAUAGCUCUCAAGGUCUGGUUGUUAGGAAUAAUGUGCAUGGGGGACCUUGGAGGAUUCCAUGGCAGGCGAGGGUGACCUAGGGGGAGGGACAAACACUCCAGGAAGACAGAGCUUAAGUGAGAAGUUUUAUUAGACAGGGGAGGGGGAAAGGAAAGAGAAAAGAGGUAAAGGGACAGAGAGAGAACGGAAGAGAAGGGGCAAACAGAAGACAGCAUAAGUGGGCGGAGCUCUUUCUUUUAAAGGGGUCCUUUGCACCCGGGCUGACCAGGAUUCUGCCUGAGUGCAUUCUGCCAGGUGACCGGUAGGCCAGAGUGACACUGUAAAUACACAGCAUUCCUAUGACCCACCUACUGCUUUCUCCUCCAAGUGACACACACUGGGUGAGCCCCUGACAUUGACUGUUACACGGCUGUGAUCUUUGGUUGAUGGAGGUUUCUUGCAAGCCACUCCUGCUGGGAUCAUUCUUACUUGUUUCCUUCCCAUGGAUUGUCAUGGUCCGUGUCACUCUGUUCUAUCUAGCAUGGAAUGUUCACGUGUCCUGUGUUUGACUUUAGGACUUGUUCCUUCCGAGAUCUGUGGCAUCACUCAGCUGGAGUCUUCAGGAGAUCCCUUCAGCCCUGCACUGAGAUUCCUGACUCCAGGAUGUGGGAACAGAGAGGAGAGCAAGCCAUCAGCCGUUGAGCAGAGUAUUUCUGCAGAAGAAGGGGUCAAUGCAACCACACUCGAACAGCAGAAGCAGAAUUAUGAUAACGAACCCCUACCAACAGCAAGGGCCAGGAUUCCAGCUGUGAAGACCAGCAGAAGUGACCCGUCAGAGACAAUGUCACAAGGCACAGACAAAGGGGUGGACUCCCUGGAGGCCUCAAGUCCUCUUGAGUCUCAGGGGACCCCCAGUGCUGGGCAGCCACACAGACGCUCUGAGGACGCCGAGGACGCUCACUCCGAGAACAGAAACUACAAGUGUAGUGACUGUGGCAAAAUCUUUAGUCAUAAGUUCCGGCUUAUUCGACACCAGAAGAUACACACCGGAGAAAGGCCUUUUAAGUGCGGUCAGUGUGGGAAAUCCUUCAGCCAGAACGCGCAUCUCGCGGUGCACUUGAGAACCCACACUGGAGAAAAGCGUUUUAAAUGCAGCGAGUGCGGCAAAGCCUUCAAUUAUAAGAGAUCUCUCAUUAACCACCUGAAUGCUCACAGUGGGAAAAUGCCUUAUAAGUGUAGCCAGUGUGGGAAAUUAUACAGGAACAAAUCGAGCUUAAUAUGUCAUUAUCGUGUUCAUACUGGAGAAAAACCCUUUGAGUGCAGUCAGUGUGGGGAAUCCUACAGGAACAGAGUCAGCCUUGCAAGUCACUAUCGGUUUCAUAGUGGCGAAAAGCCCUACAAGUGCGAUCAGUGUGGGAAGUCCUUUAGGGAAAAGUCCAGCCUUUUGUAUCAUGGCCGGGUGCACAACGGGGAAAGGCCUUUCCAGUGCAAUGAAUGUGGGAAGUGUUUUAUGCAAAAUUGUCACCUGGUGAAACACCAAAAAAUUCAUAGCACACCCUGUGUGUGCAAUGAGUGCGGCAGAGUCUUCACCUCAGAUUACAACCUCAUUAGGCACAAGAGAGUUCAUAUUACAAGAAAGCAGUAUGAAUGCAAGGAAUGUGACAAAGUGUAUUGCCAUAGCUCUGGCCUCUAUAAACAUCAGAAGAGUCACAAUAGAUAAACACCGAUGAGAGCACGGAUGUGGGAAAGUCCUCUGGUCGUCUGAUUCCAAAAGGUAAAAAAAAUCACUGGAAAAAACUUAAAUGCUUCAGAUGUGGAGAACUUUCUACCAGACCAGCGCUUGGUGGAACCCUCGUCUGAGGAACUUGUUGCUGGUAAUUAACUAGGGGAGCCACAACUAGACAGUGUGCAGAUAGUGAGAGACUUUGCAUCACUAAGCCCUGCACAGGAUGUCUUCUUCAGACCCCUCCCCUCAAGGCUCAGGGGUCUCUCUGGAAGACGAGGCAAAAACACUGUAUGAGGAUGACUCCCAGGAAAAGGCAAGUCUUUAUGAAGCAGGACUGACGCACAUGCCAACCCACGGAGACAGGCAGCGUGCUCAAGGCAGAAAGAUUCAAACCAGAUGACAUCCUGGUACUGACAGGGCAAGUGCACACAACAUCCCACUUCUAACCAAGAAGCCCUUGAUACCUGCUGGCAAAGGGAAAAUCAGCUUUUCUCCAAUGAAUAGUCGUUAGGUAUGUCAACCCCACGCUCUAGGGCAAACCCUGUGCCCAGGAGUAGAUGGCCAACAGAAAACAGACUGUGUGUAUUCGUGUGGGUGCAUGCAAACGCAUGAGUUUUUUUUUUAUUGCUUUGAUGUGUUUUUUUAUUGUUUUGUUUGUUUAGUUUUUGUUUUAACGUUUUUGCAGAGAACAUGAAGUUGGGCAGGUUGGAAGGUGGGAAGGGUCUGGGAGGAGUUGGGAGAAGGGAAAGAACUACAUUGUCUGAAAUUUUUAAAUAAAAAUGAUUCUUUGUAUGUAUCACAUUUCCAAAGAAUAAAUUUUAAAAAAUUACAAAGA
Molecule: messenger RNA, 2791 nt
Organism: Mesocricetus auratus (golden hamster)
Lineage: Eukaryota; Metazoa; Chordata; Mammalia; Rodentia; Cricetidae
Product: zinc finger protein 501-like
Exons: 2
Coding region: 733-1950 (405 amino acids)
Biological process (GO): regulation of transcription by RNA polymerase II
Molecular function (GO): RNA polymerase II cis-regulatory region sequence-specific DNA binding; DNA-binding transcription factor activity, RNA polymerase II-specific
Source: RefSeq, a predicted model, not a curated record